UCCCAUCAUGACUAAGGUAUCUCUGGUGUUGGCUUGUAUAGUGGCGGCAGUUGUGGCCGAACCCCCAGUACCCCAGGGACAGUACCCUCCCUCCAGCCAGUACGGCACCCCCUCAGGCCAGCUGGGACUCUCAGGCCAGUACGGCGUGCCCGGCAGAUUCGGCGGGAACGGGAGACCAGGACAACAGCAACAGCAGGGCUACCCCUCAGGUCCCAGCGGCAACGGCUUCUCACCCUCAGGGUACGCUGGCAACGGCGAGGACGGCAAUGGAGAGCCAGCCAACUACGAAUUCAAGUACGACGUGGAGGCUCCAGAGUACAACGUGAACUUUGGUCAUGAGGAGGCACGUCAGGGGGAUGUGGCCCAGGGGAAGUACUACGUGCUGCUGCCCGACGGCCGCACCCAGCUGGUAGAGUACGUGGCUGACCAGGACGGCUACAGGCCCAAGAUCAGCUACGAGGGUGGUGAGGACCAGAACGGAUACGGAAGCGGACCCAACGGACAGGGAGGUUACAGCAGUGGAGGUCCCAACGGACAGGGAGGUUACAGCAGUGGAGGUCCCAACUCUCAGGGAGGAUACGCCAAUGGUGGUUUCGGUGCUCAAGGAGGUUACGCCAACGGAGGAUCCAACGGACAGGGAGGUUACUCACGUGGAGGCCCUGGAGGCUACAGCAGCUAGUGUUUCAUACUCUGUUAAUACUAGAAACAAUGUAUAUUGAUGUAGAAAUCGUGAUAUUUAUUAAAUUAUUUGCAAUGUAGA
Messenger RNA from Homalodisca vitripennis (glassy-winged sharpshooter), 760 nucleotides. Its product is annotated as pro-resilin-like. The transcript has 3 exons. Gene Ontology annotation, cellular component: extracellular matrix. NCBI's taxonomy places the organism in Eukaryota, Metazoa, Arthropoda, Insecta, Hemiptera, Cicadellidae. Bases 8 to 679 code for a protein of 223 amino acids. The record is from RefSeq and is a predicted model, not a curated record.